Molecule: messenger RNA, 780 nt
Organism: Auanema sp. JU1783
Lineage: Eukaryota; Metazoa; Nematoda; Chromadorea; Rhabditida; Rhabditidae
Source: the annotation of a GenBank genome assembly
AUGAUGAUCAAACAAAAAUAUUAUUUGCAAAAACCUAUUGCAACUAUUAAACAUGUGUUAAAAAAUUGUGUUUUAUGUAAAAAACAUCAAGGAUUGCCUUAUGGGGCACCUAGAAUGCCAGACUUACCAAGAGAUAGAGUAGUACUGGUCAAGCCUUUUCAAAAUGUAGGAUGUGACCUAUUAGGCCCAUUACUACUAAAAAAUGAAGAAAAAAUACAUGUGUGUUUAUUUACGUGUAUGGCCACUAGAGCCAUACAUCUCGAAGUUGUAUCUAACACGUCAGCGGAAGCAUUUUUAAAUGCUUUUCAACGCUUUGUGUCCCGAAGGGGAACUCCCAAAAUGAUUAGGAGUGACAAUGGUUCUAAUUUCGUUCUUGGGAACAAAAUAUUAAAAAAUAUAGUGUCUCAUAAUGAAGAAAGAAAUAAUAAAUAUAAAGAAUUUAUUCAUCAUUAUAAUCUGGACAAUAUAAAAUGGAUAUUUAACACACCAUUAGCACCAUGGAAAGGAGGUGCAUGGGAAAGACUAAUUGGGAUUGUUAAAACAGUAAUGAACAAGGUACUGGGAAGAUACAAACCAAACUAUGAUGAAAUGAUAACAAUAAUGACAAAAAUCGAAUCAAUAGUUAAUACAAGACCAAUAACGUUCCCGGAUCCUAGUGAUCCGAGUUCACGACCAAUAAGACCAAUUGAUUUCUUAAAUACUCACCUGAGAUUUUCCAUUCCUGACUAUGUUGAGGAUGAAGAAGUAGAUGAUCCAACGUAUAAUCCAGGUCAACUCCAA